Messenger RNA from Effrenium voratum, 1608 nucleotides. NCBI's taxonomy places the organism in Eukaryota, Dinophyceae, Suessiales, Symbiodiniaceae. The record is from the annotation of a GenBank genome assembly.
AUGCCGCUGGCUUGGGAGGCGUCGCUCCGGCUGGUGGACGAGGUGAAUCAGCUUCGCUUCAGCUGCCCCCAGCACGAGCUUUUGGCCUUACUGGACGACCUGCCCUCGCCGUCCUCGCCGUCCUCGCCGUCAUCUUCCCGCCCGGCGAACGGCCGCACGGCCAACGCGGCGAACGCGGCCUAUUUGCCACCGCCGGCGGCGGAAAGGCGGUUCCUCUACGGCGCGGAUGGGGCGCCGAGCCUCGGGGCGCCGGUGGUGCCGUGCAAAAACUGGCGCGAGAGGCCGCUGGAGGAGAUCUUGGAGUCCGCGCUGUCUGAGCUGAAGCGUUGCGGCUUCGUGGUGCUCGAGGAGCUGGUUUGUCCAGAGAAACUGCAGGCGUUGCUGGCCGAUUUCCGGCGCCAGCGGACAGCUGGGCUGCCGGAGGGCGUUACCUUCAGCCGCAUGCGCGCACAGAGGGACAUGACCGUGCCGCCCUUCAACAAACUCUGGGCGCAGGAUGACGUCAUUUGCCAUCCGCUGAUUCUGGCACUGCUGGCGCGGUAUGUGCGGAACAGCACCAACAUGAGUGAGGAGAAGUCUGCUGAGAUGUCCUUCGCCCAGUGGCUGGGCGCUGGCGGAGGUGUCGAGCACUUCACCUCGGGGGAGAUGAGCGCGGGAUAUCCGGAGUUGGACCUAAUGGUUGUGGUGGACACUCCUGCGGGGGCGCCAGCUCAGACCCGGCACCGGGACACCAUCCUGCCGGGCCCCUGCGCGUCUUUGGGGGUGCACAUCCCUCUCACCAAGAUGCAGGCGGAGCCGCUGAAUGGCGCCAUCGGCUUCUUCCCGGGCUCCCACGUGCUGCGGGGGGAGCUGGGGGAUAAGCCCAAGCUGCCGGAGAUGGUGGGUGCGACUGCCCCGGGCUCCGUGAUUCUCUACGACUCCUUUACGGAGCACCGGGGCCUGGAGAAUGUGAGCGCGGAAGCGCGGGCGGCCCUCUUCGCAUGGUUCCGGGUGCCUGGGGUUUACACCGGCCAUACGGAGGAGAACUUCGGGCCCGAGGGCCUGGAGCGGGCCGACGCCUUCCGGCGCUACCUGCGCCCACGGCUGCGGGAGGCGGAGGAGCGGCAACGAGCCCAGUGCCCGGGGGCGUGCGAGAGCCGCGCGCUGGAGGCCUGGGGCUUCCGGCGCCCCCCGCGGCAGCUGGUGCCGUGGACGCGGUCCUGGGGCGAGGAGCGCGUCUGCUUCCGGUGCAACCGCACGCGCGGGGAAGGCAACUUUUGCGCGGAAACCCCGGCCUCGAGGAGAAGAGAGUGGUACUGCCGCUCUUGCUGGGAGGAGUGCCGCUCAGCCGGGGUCACGCCAGCACCCUGGCCCGGCAAUAUGGAAGAGCCCUGGCAGGAGGACCGUGUCAGCGAGGAGCGGCUGGAGGAGCUGCAGGCGCAGGGCCUGAACAUCACCCCGGGCAAGGGCCGACAUAAGCUCACGCUGCUGCGGGAGCGAGGCUACUUCCUACCGGUGGACCCCUUGCCCUCGUGGCUGGACCGAGUCAGCAACGAUCCUCAGCCUUCUGGCUGGAAGGACGGCAUGCGCAAGGCGCUGGGCGAGGUGCCGCGCAGCGAUGGCUUCUAG